AUGCGCCUUCCGCAGACCUUGCUCCUCCUCGUCUCAGCUCUAGGCUCAACGGUGUCCGCAGCCUCAUCAUGGACGUUCGCAGAUGGCUCGCUGAGCGUCACCAGUAAAGGCGCAGGCUCGAAAGACGGAGGAGUCAAAGAAAAGCUCGUACCUUCUCAACAGCUCUCGAAUGCCGUGUCGUUGGGCAGCGCCGAUACCCUCAAAAUUACAUUUACCGCACAGGAGGGUAAGACGGCGAAGAGACCGCAUCAGGCGUUUCUCUUGCUGCAAGAUCAAGAGCGCAGACUCGAUGUCUCGUACCCAUUCAGCGUCAAGGAGAGCGGCAAGGCCGUCGUUUCACUGACCCAACGCGACCUCCCUGCGCAGUUCCUCGCCGCGAACACAUCGCUCACCACGUCUAUCAUCCUCGCCUCCUUCGGUGCCUCUACUCCCGGCUACAAUCAAGCUGCCUUCACACUGCACCCUACGGCAUCCGAUCCAAGCACUCCCUUCCCAGCGACAGAGACGCCCCUCCGUUACGGCAAACUCCCUGAGAUCCACCAUAUUUUCCGCUCCGACCCCAAGAGUCCCCCAGUAAUCAUAUCAUUGGUCUUCUUCGGUGGUGUGCUCGCCACGAUACCUUUCCUAGUCGCAGUGUGGCUCUACCUUGGCGCCAACAUUUCUGCGCUUCCCUCGGCCCUCUCCGCCUCACCUGUAAGCCAUACCUUGUUCGUCAGCUCGGUCGCGGGCAUCGAAUUCGUCUUCUUUCUCUACUAUACGAGUUGGAAUCUCUUCCAGACCCUCCCCGCGCUGGGCGCGUUGGGCGUGAUCGCCUUCCUCAGCGGGAGUCGGGCUCUCAGCGAAGUACAGGAGCGAAGGCUAGGCGGGACGAGAUGA
This is a messenger RNA of Cladophialophora carrionii CBS 160.54, 876 nucleotides long. RefSeq lists its product as uncharacterized. NCBI's taxonomy places the organism in Eukaryota, Fungi, Ascomycota, Eurotiomycetes, Chaetothyriales, Herpotrichiellaceae. The coding region runs from base 1 to 876 and encodes 291 amino acids. Gene Ontology annotation, biological process: protein N-linked glycosylation. Gene Ontology annotation, cellular component: oligosaccharyltransferase complex; membrane. The transcript is spliced from 4 exons. The record is from RefSeq and is a predicted model, not a curated record.